AUGUCAAUAAUCACAGAAUAUCUCAAAACUAGAGUGACUACACUUAUCCCAACAAGAGAAGAACUUCAAAAAGAGAAAGAAGCAUUGAAUCCAUUUCCUGCAUUAAAACAAAUGACAUGGAAACAAUGGCAAUUCUUUCUUGUUGGAUUUUUAGCUUGGACUUGGGAUGCUUUUGAUUUUUUUACUGUUUCAAUGAAUGUCUCUGCAAUUGCUGAUGAUUUAAAUAAGGAAGUUAGUGAUGUUACUUGGGGUAUUACAUUAGUUUUGAUGCUUAGAUCAGUUGGUGCUGUUAUAUUUGGUUAUUUAGGUGAUCGUUAUGGUAGAAAAUUCCCAUAUAUCUUGAAUAUGCUCUUGAUUGUUGUUUUACAAAUUAGUUGUGGAUUUGUUAAAACAUUUGAACAAUUUUUAGGUGUUAGAUCAUUAUUUGGAAUUGUUCUUGGUGGUUGUUUUGGUGUUGCUUCUGCUACUGCUUUAGAAGGUGCUCCAGUUCGUGCAAGAUCAGUUUUAUCUGGUGUUUUCCAACAAGGUUAUGCCCUUGGUUAUUUACUUGUGGUUGUUUUCAAUAGAGCUAUUACAGAUAAUUCACCACAUGGUUGGAGAGCUAUUUUUUGGUUUAGUUCAGGUCCACCAGUCUUAUUAAUUGCUUGGAGAUUAUGCUUACCAGAAACUGAUGAAUUUUUACAACAACAAUUACAUUUAAAAGAAUCAAAUAAAUCACAAUUCUUCAAAGAUGCUAAAAAGGCAUUAAAGGAACAUUGGAUUAAACUCUGUUAUAUGGUUAUCUUGAUGUCUGCUUUUAAUUUCUCUUCUCAUGGGUCCCAAGAUCUUUAUCCAACUUUAUUAACAAGACAAUUAGAAUUUGGUCAUGAUCGUUCUACUGUUACCAAUUCAGUUGCUAAUUUGGGUGCUCUAACAGGUGGUAUAAUCAUGGGUCAUUUUUCAGGGUUUAUUGGACGUCGUCUUAUCGUUGUUAUUGGUUGUAUCCUCGGUGGUGCAAUGAUUUAUCCAUGGGCAUUUGUUACAGGAAAUGGGAUUAAUGCUGGUGCAUUUUGGUUACAAUUCUUUGUCCAAGGAAAUUGGGCAAUUGUUCCUAUUCAUUUAGCUGAAUUAUCACCACCAGAAUUUAGAGCUUUUGUUACUGGUGUCUCGUAUCAAUUGGGUAAUUUAGCAUCAAGUGCAAGUUCCACAAUUGAAAGUACAAUUGGUGAACGAUUCCCAUUAUAUGAUGAAGCUGGGAAUCAAAGAGAUGGGGUGUAUGAUUAUGGGAAAGUUAUGGCUAUAUUUAUGGGUUGUGUUUUUGCAUUCUUGUUAGUUGUUAUGUUAUUUGGACCUGAAAAUAAGAAUGGUGAAAUUAAUUUUGUUAUGGAAGAUGAAGAAAUUAAAGAUUUAGCUGAAAAGGGUAAAAUUGUUAAACCUGAAAGAUCAGAAGUUCUUGAAGGUGAAUUUGUUUCUUCUAGUAAUGAAACUGAAUUAAAAGCUGUUAAAGCUCAUGUUGAACAUAAGGAAUAG
This is a messenger RNA of Hansenula ciferrii, 1509 nucleotides long. Its product is annotated as Carboxylic acid transporter protein. Gene Ontology annotation, molecular function: secondary active monocarboxylate transmembrane transporter activity. Lineage: Eukaryota; Fungi; Ascomycota; Saccharomycetes; Phaffomycetales; Wickerhamomycetaceae. Gene Ontology annotation, cellular component: plasma membrane. The transcript has a single exon. The coding region runs from base 1 to 1509 and encodes 502 amino acids. The record is from RefSeq and is a predicted model, not a curated record. Gene Ontology annotation, biological process: plasma membrane lactate transport.